Molecule: messenger RNA, 1805 nt
Organism: Asparagus officinalis (garden asparagus)
Lineage: Eukaryota; Viridiplantae; Streptophyta; Magnoliopsida; Asparagales; Asparagaceae
Exons: 7
Coding region: 1-1497 (498 amino acids)
Cellular component (GO): nucleus; cytoplasm
Molecular function (GO): zinc ion binding
Source: RefSeq, a predicted model, not a curated record
AUGCUGAGGGCGGAGAGCGAGGAGUCGAUCGAGGCGGCUAUUCUUGCGCUGCUGAAUCUUGCAGUUAAGGACGAGAGCAAUAAGAUCAAGAUCAUCGACGCUGGUGCACUCGAUCCUCUCAUUUCCUUCCUUCAAUCACGGAACUCGAACUUACAGGUAUAUGCCAUGCCAGCAUUCCUCAACUCCUCGCCUCUCCCACACACCAGUCCCACAUUGGCCGGCCGCCCUCCAUCAUCCCCCACAUUUAACACCAAUCCAUUGUCACCGCGUUCAGCUUCUCGUGAUUCAGUUGAAAGUAAUUCUUCAGUACCUGAUCCUGCUGAUUGGGAUCCUGAUUACAGACUUGCAAUUCUGCUCAACAGUAGUUAUUAUUGCAUCUAUAUGGAAGUAAUGGGUAAAUCCUUUUUCUUUUUCCUUUUUCAAAGAUUUGUGAAGGACAGAGACGUGGAGGGCACUGGCGGCGUACACUUAACAUACCUGCUGAUAUCAAACUUAAAUCCGUGGAUCAUGGAGUCAUCUUCAAGCAAUCGUCGUGCACUGUUGUGCCAUUGUGGAAGGAGGGCUGUACUCUCCAGAUCUGGAACUAAGAGGAACCCCGGUCGAUUGUUUUUGGGAUGCGCGAAUUGGAGAGAGAGUAAUUGUGGAUUCUUCAAAUGGGUGUCUGAUGAAGAGGAGUUUGAAGGUUCAAAGGCAGAGCUUGUUCAGACGAAUCAGUCGAGCGUGACGCCACAAGUUUCAAGAACCGUGUCAAGUGGGGAAGUGUGGGAAAGGAGAAAGCUUUCCCUUGAUAUUAUGGAUUUGUUGAAGCUUGUUGUAUUUGCUUUUUUAUUUGUCCUUCACGUUGGCACGCCACAGGCCAAAUCUGACGCAAUCACCACCCUUUCCAAUCUCUCCACCACUGGAAACACACUAUCCACAAUUCUCUCAUGCUUCCCGAUCCCUUCCCUAGUUGACAUCCUCAACACCUUCAAAAAAUCGUCCAAAACAGUUGAGAAAUGUGUCGCUCUCCUCGAAUCGCUUAUGCCCUUCGAACACGCACGGGUAUCUCUGACUUCAGAGCCCGGGGGUGUGCUAUCAGUGGUGGAAGCGCUUGAGGAUGGGUCAAGCCGAACCAAGGAGCACGCUGUAGGGGCGUUACUGACACUUUGCAAGAGUGAUUGUUGCAGAUACAGAGAAGUUAUUCUCAACGAAGGAGCGAUUCCAGGGUUGCUAGAGCUAACAGUGCAAGGGACGGAUAAGGCUCGGCCGAAGGCGAGGGAGCUGCUGCAGAUUUUGCGGGGCUCGAAAGACAGGAGGUCGGAGAUGGAAGGCGAGACUUUGGAGGAUAUUGUGAACGAUAUCGUGUGUGGGAUUGAAGGUGAGGAUCGAUCAGGGAAGGCGAAGAGGAUGCUGGCGGAGAUGGUGAAGGUGAGUAUGGAGCAGAGUUUGAGGCAUUUGGAGAGAAGGGCUUCUGUUGUUUGUACUACUCCUACAGCGGAGCUGGCUACUUUGAAGUGAUGAUGUUGACGCUAGCGUUUGUGGUUUGCUUGCUUUCUUGGCUGAAAGAUGCCAGUCCAGGCCGCGAAGGUAACAGGUGACUGGUGAAAGUGUUCAUACUUUGUAAUUGUUGUAUCUAUAUGAUUUCCUCACAGUUUAUGUGCAUGUUUGAAGGUGGGUUUGUAUGAUUGUACAAUAUAGUUUCUUUGAGAUUAUAGGGGAUAUACCAAUCCUUGCUUUUCAUUAUAUGCUUUUGUUUUGAUACGCUUUUUUUCCAGGGUCUGUUCGUCCGCAGUUCUUGCAAUGUAAUAAGUGGUAGUUGCAUGUAA